UUUAUAGUUUAUAGUUGAAUAGUUUUUAAAAUUAUUAUCUGUAAAAGUAGAAACUUUGCAGAACACUGCAUGAGGCACCGAAGAAAUGUGGACUUUGUUUUUUGCAAUGACGUCAUCGUCUGUUUCCAAGUUUUUGAUUGGCUGCAGUUUUAGUAAUGGAACGAGGAAGAGGAAGGAUUCUGUUCCUGUUGACACUCUGUCUGCAAGACUUCACUGGUGAAUGCCAAGUUUCAGGGCAGCCCUCUAACCUGAAGAUAGUUCUGCUGGGGAAGACUGGAUCAGGGAAGAGUACAACAGGAAACACCAUCCUGGGGAGAGAGGUGUUUAAAGCGGCGGCUUCUCCAGUGUCUGUGACUGCACAGAGUGAGAAACGGAGUGGAGUGGUGGAUGGGAGGAAGAUUGAUGUCAUCGACACCCCGGGGCUCUAUGACACAACAAUGUCUGAAGAAGAGAUGAAAAGUGAAAUAGUCAGGUGUAUAGAAAUGUCAGUCCCAGGACCUCACGCCUUCCUGCUGGUGAUCAGACUGGGGAGGUUUACAAAGGAGGAGAGGAACACUGUGAAGUGGAUCCAGGAGAACUUUGGAGAAGAAGCCUCAAUGUACACCAUCAUUCUGUUCACUGGUGGAGAUCACGUGGAGGGUAAAUCAGUGGAAGAGUUUCUGGCUGAGAGCAAAGAGUUACGGAAACUCAUCAAUAUCUGUGGGGGCAGAUAUCACUCCCUAAUCAAUUACAAGAGAGAAGACAACACUCAGGUCCCAGAGCUGCUGAAGAAGAUCGAGGAGAUGGUGAAGAAGAAUGGAGGACAACACUACACCAAUGAGAUGUACCAGGAGGCCCAGAUGAAGAUCGAAGAGGAGGAGGAGAGGAAGAAACAGGAGAAGAAGGAGAGAGAGAGAGAGAGGAGACAGGAGGAGGAAGAAAGAAGAAGAAGAGAAGAGAAAUUGAAUGAGUGCAAGUGGUCAGCGUUUGCCAGUAUGGCUGCAUUGGGGUUGGGAGCCAUGUUCAGCUCUCCAUGGUCGUUAACAGCAGGGGCUGCAUUAGCCGCUGUUAAAGGCUAUCAGUGCAUGGACACCUAUUUCACCUCAGAAGACCAGGAGAAAUAAGAUUUCCACAUCCACCAUCUCAGAUUGUUUUGAAAUUAAGAUGAAUUAUUGUGUUAUAUAAUAUAAUAUAUAGAAUUUGAUCUCUGAGAAAUUAAUAAAUAAAUAAAAUUUAUUGUGCCCAAAUUUGA
Molecule: messenger RNA, 1231 nt
Organism: Oncorhynchus tshawytscha (Chinook salmon)
Lineage: Eukaryota; Metazoa; Chordata; Actinopteri; Salmoniformes; Salmonidae
Product: GTPase IMAP family member 7-like
Exons: 2
Coding region: 156-1103 (315 amino acids)
Molecular function (GO): GTP binding
Source: RefSeq, a predicted model, not a curated record